Messenger RNA from Hermetia illucens (black soldier fly), 983 nucleotides. RefSeq names its product dephospho-CoA kinase (gene Dpck). NCBI's taxonomy places the organism in Eukaryota, Metazoa, Arthropoda, Insecta, Diptera, Stratiomyidae. Gene Ontology annotation, biological process: coenzyme A biosynthetic process. The coding region runs from base 130 to 822 and encodes 230 amino acids. Gene Ontology annotation, molecular function: ATP binding; dephospho-CoA kinase activity. The record is from RefSeq and is a predicted model, not a curated record. The transcript is spliced from 3 exons.
AUCAUUCUGUUGUCAAAUUCGUGAAACGUCAACCGGAUUGUUUUCAACCAGCCAGGGCAGGCUCCAACCAGUGUCGAAGGUGAUCUGGAGUUCUGAUAAGUGUAAAUUUGCACUUGCGUUAUUAAAAGGAUGUUUCUCGUGGCGGUGACGGGCGGAAUCGCAACUGGAAAGAGCACAGUUACGAAAAUAUUUCGUGAAAACGGUGUCCCAGUGAUCGAUGCAGAUUUAAUUGCUCGUCAAGUGGUAGAAAUCGGACAACCAGCCUAUCGUGAAAUUGUAGAAAUAUUUGGCGAUGAUGUGCUCAAAGAAAACGGGGAAAUCAACCGUGACGCUCUUGGGAAAAUCGUUUUCAAUAAUCGGGAAUUACGGGGAAAAUUAAAUCAAAUAACGCAUCCUCGAAUACAUCGACGUAUUUUCAUGGAAGUUAUUCAGAAUUUGCUUUCAGGCAAGAAAUAUGUUGUCAUGGAUUUGCCGCUGCUUUUCGAGACGGGCAUAUUGAUAGAUUUUAUAUAUAAAAUUAUAACUGUCACUUGCAAUGACGAUCUGCAAACGCAACGAUUGAUGAAACGAAGCAACCUGACUGAAGAGGAAGCACGGAAACGAAUAGAAUCCCAAAUGCCACUCGAGCUCAAGUGCCAGAAAUCACAUUUCGUUAUAGAGAACUCAGGAGACUACUCGGCGACUGAAAGUGCGACUUUAAACAUUUUAUCAGUAUUAAAUGCAAGCAAGCAUCAUUGGCGUGUUAGAGCUUAUUUGUUGUUGGGAUGUAGCAUUCUGAUUGCAUCCUUAGUUUACUUGGGAAAAGUUUUUAAUUUAUUUUAGGCACUUUUGUCGUCCAUUUGAAGUAUUUUCGCUAGAAAAAUCCAAGAGUUGCGUUUGAAGUAAUUAAAGUGUGUUGAAUAGUACAAUUCCUACGAAAGAUGUAGUUACCAAACAAUUUUAGAUGGUAUUAUUCUAUCAAAAUAAAUACAAUGAGUCCAAAA